Molecule: messenger RNA, 1904 nt
Organism: Octopus sinensis (East Asian common octopus)
Lineage: Eukaryota; Metazoa; Mollusca; Cephalopoda; Octopoda; Octopodidae
Product: heterogeneous nuclear ribonucleoprotein A1-like
Exons: 1
Coding region: 611-1429 (272 amino acids)
Biological process (GO): regulation of gene expression
Cellular component (GO): nucleoplasm
Molecular function (GO): RNA binding
Source: RefSeq, a predicted model, not a curated record
CCAUCUAUGAGGCGAAUGAGAAUCGAAGGAGAGAUAACUCUACGAGUCUGUGUUCCAAAGAUGUUGCUGUGUCUUCUUCCCAAGCGAAUCCCACAAACAGAAACCGGACCAAAGUGUUUCUACCACCGAACAAACGGAUUAUUUUACCUUUAAUUUAGCUGCCUUAUGAGGCUAGUUUCACACUCAUUCUUUUUAGUUUCUUUCUGCUUUGAUUUCUAGGGUUUGUUUCACUUUCUUUUAACCUUAUUCUUUCGUCCCACUCCUUUUAACAAAUAUUUUGUCUGAUUUUCAUUUCCUGAAUCGGUCAGAUCUUUAAAAAAAACAGAAAAAAAAAAUACCUGAUCAAUAUAUGUUUAUUAAUUUCACAUCUUUUAUCUCCUCUCUAGUUAUUUUCAGUGUUCAAUAUACAUUCACUUUGUUUCUCUCUCAUCUAUAACAAAUAUUCUCUCUGCAUCUCCACCCAACUUUCACAGCAAAAAUAUCUUAAAAACAACAACAACAACAACAACAAAACCAAAAGAGAAAAAAUCUGCUCGUUGCGGCCAGAAAUUUAUAUUUUCUUGUUUAAUAUCAAACGAGAAACAAAGCAAAACAAAAAUUAAUUAAAAUAAUGACGAUGACUUCUAACUCCGAUGAAGAGAAAUUCUGCAAGUUGUUCGUGGCUCGACUCAGUUCGGACACAUCUGAGGAGUCAUUGAAAAACUAUUUCCAAACUUGGGGAGAGGUUUCUAAAUGUGUUAUCGUAAAAAAUCCAUCCACAAACCAGUCCAAAGGGUUUGCUUUCGUCACAUUUGUGUGUCCAGAAGCACUGGACAAGGUGCAAGAAGCUCGGCCGCAUUGCAUCGACAACCGAAAGUUGGACACGAAACGAGCCAUUCCGCAAGAUGAGGCGCCCGAGAAUAAAGUUAGCGUCAGUAAAAUGUUCGUUGGAGGCAUCAAGGAGGACAGCACCGAGGACGAAAUUCGAAACACAUUUUCGCCUUAUGGUGAAAUUGAGAAGAUUGACAUGAUCAGGGAUAAGGGUACUGGCAAGUUUAAGCGGUUCUGUUUUGUUACCUUCACUGACUAUGAUAGUGUAGACAAGUGUGUGAUUAAGAAACAUUUUGAAUUAUCAGGCAAACAGGUAGAAGUGAAGAAAGCCGUUUCCAAGGACGAACUCAUAACUGGCCGCGGCGGCAGCGGUGUUGCUGCUUAUAGUCGCGUGUUGAACCCAUAUGGACGAGGUGCAUUUCAAGGGUAUAGCAGUCCUUACGGGUACGGGAGUGCGGGCGCUGGAUGGUACGCAUAUCCGAGUGGAAUCGCCAACUAUACCAGUGAUGCUUAUGGUACUAAUUUCUCCUGUCCCUAUGGUAACGGCUUAGGUGGUGGCCCGACUCGUGGUCGCGGCAGUUUCACUCCACGUGGCUCCGGCCCAUACGGGGGUUGGUGAAGAAAAACUUUAUUAAUUUUUCUUUUUUUUUCUUUUUUUUUGUAUUGACAAUUUUUUUUCAGUUUUGUUUUUUUGUUUUUAUUAUUUCCGAAGAUAUCGUUCUAUACAGAUGGUUACCAUGUUGUAUCUCCUGAAAAACCAUUCUUUUUCUUCUUUUUUUUUCUUUAAAUCUGAGGUUACGCACAGUUUUUUGGCUGACAACCAUGUUGGAUUUGGUGAAGGCUACAGGUUCUUUUUUUUUUUUUUGUAUCUUUUGUGAGUUUAAUUAAUACCAAACUGUGAAAAGUGUGAUGGGUUUUUUUUUUUUUUUUUACUCCACAGUUUUGACUCUUAUUUUGGACCGUUAUCUCUACUCAGAAAAUCCGUCACACUUAACCUGUUUUGUAAUGAAUAAUCUGACAAAAUAAAAAAAAAGCCAUCAUCGCUAAUCACUUACAAAUCCAAUAUCACACCCAACACGCACAAACACACACAC